UCCUCUCCAAUUCCCAUCUCCGCACAAGCAGGGAGGCGGCGGCAAGCUCCAAGCCUUCGCUCCUCUUCUCGAAGCCUCGGCGUGGGCACCGGCCGGCGCAUCGAAUGUCGGGUGAAGACGACGAGCUCCUCGCCGGCGGGGGCGUGCCUAUCCGGCCCCCGCGGCUGGAGGACGCGGGGCUCGAGGACUGCGCGCUCCCGCCGGAGUCCAUCGCCGAGGCCUUCUCCCUCGCCGCCGCGGCCGUGUCCUCCCGCCUCGCCCGCUCCCCCCUCUCCGACGACGAGGAAGACGAGGAGUACCGCAUCCCGGCGACGCGCGGAGGCGGCUGCGUGGACGACGCCGGGCCCGCCCGCGGGGCAACCGUCCCCGACACCGACGCCCUUGUCGUCGGCAGCGGCGGCACGGGCAACGGCGGCGCAGAUGAGGUCGUGGUUGUUGGCGGAGGGCGCGGAGGCGGAUGCGAGGACGCGGUGGUGGUCGGCGGCCGCGGGGAAGAGCAGGAUGGAGUCGUGGUUGUCGGGGAAGGGCGGCGCGGGGACGAGAAGCUGGGGAAGGAGGAUGGAUGCGUCGAGGGGGAUGGGGAAGGGGUCAGGGAACCGAGGCGCGCGCAAGACGGCGUAAAGGACGGCGAGGAGGCCGCGGAGAAGGCGAUCUUGGUGCCAGAUUUCGACUGAGCAUGUCGUCGUAGCUUGGGCCAAGGUGUGAAUUUCUUUUUAGCUUUGUUCUUGUUAGAGGCAGCUGCUAUGGUCACAUCUUCCGCUGCUUGCUGUCUGUUUGACUGUAAUGUAAUGUAUGGUUUUUAGGCUCAGACGAUGUAUUCUACAUUGUUUAGCCUUAGUGGCAUGGCUUAAGACUUGAGAGCUACUAGUAUUUUGUGCCUUACUGAUGGUUCUUAGCUGUUAUGCUCCUGCACAAUUUUUGCUCACUGAUGUUGUAAGAGUAGGACAGAUUGAAAUGGAAUGAUUAAGGAAUCACUGGUCUGGCAGACA
Panicum hallii is the source of this 989-nucleotide messenger RNA. RefSeq lists its product as uncharacterized. The transcript has a single exon. The record is from RefSeq and is a predicted model, not a curated record. NCBI's taxonomy places the organism in Eukaryota, Viridiplantae, Streptophyta, Magnoliopsida, Poales, Poaceae. Bases 105 to 674 code for a protein of 189 amino acids.